GUAGAUUAUAGACAGAGCAGAAUCAAGAUGGAAGACAAUAAAAUGGAAAUCGAGCUGAGUGAAGAUAGAAAAUCCUAUGCUGGAAUACCAGAAGCCGAUUUCGUAGAUGAUGUUGAAGCUUUUAUGGCAAAACCAGAAAAUGAAUCUGUAGACAAAGUACUCAGGAAAUUUGAUGAAAGCCAUGGAAAGUAUAAAUUUAUGGAAUACAAUUUGAUUAAUAAGAGAAGACGAUUAAAGGCACAAAUACCAGAUUUAGAAAGAUCUUUAGAGAUGAUCGAGAAAUUGCAAAUUGAAAAAAAUAACAGCCACAAUUUAGAAACGCAAUUUUUAUUGUCGGAGCAAGUGUACGCAAAAGCCAUAAUACCACCUACAGAUAAAGUAUGUUUAUGGCUGGGUGCUAAUGUGAUGCUAGAAUAUACUUUAGAUGAUGCGCAAGAAGUGCUGACCAAAAAUAUCGAGGCAGCCAAGAAAAAUUUAGGAUAUGUAGAACAUGAUCUAGACUUUGUUCGAGAUCAAUUCACAACAAUGGAAGUGAAUAUGGCACGUAUUUAUAAUUGGGAAGUAAAGCGCAGACAAGCAGCAAAACCUACAUGAGAUUAUCAAUCUUACUAUAUAAAAUUCGCCUAAAAUCCGAUAGGAUAUCUAUGUUAAGAAUAAAGUUUGAGUGUACAGAGCAUCAUUGAAGAUUCUGAAAUUAAGACUUGGAAGAUUAUUUAACUAUAAAUCUGUCAAAUUAAUAUAUACAUUACUACAAACAUGUAUGGAUUCAGAAAUGAAUUUUGAGUACAAUUUUGAGUACUAAUACUGAUAAUAAUCUAUUAUAACACAUUGAUGAAAUUGACUUUAUUUGCAUUUAUCUACAAAUUAUGAAAUGCAACAAAAAAAAAUCGUUUUAAAAUAAAAUUGUCAAAUGUCAAAUUAUCAAAACUA
This is a messenger RNA of Cataglyphis hispanica, 930 nucleotides long. RefSeq names its product prefoldin subunit 3 (gene mgr). Bases 28 to 594 code for a protein of 188 amino acids. Gene Ontology annotation, molecular function: tubulin binding. The transcript is spliced from 4 exons. The record is from RefSeq and is a predicted model, not a curated record. Gene Ontology annotation, biological process: tubulin complex assembly; protein folding; microtubule-based process. Gene Ontology annotation, cellular component: cytoplasm; prefoldin complex. NCBI's taxonomy places the organism in Eukaryota, Metazoa, Arthropoda, Insecta, Hymenoptera, Formicidae.